AUGUUGGUCGCGGUAGGAGCAUGCUACCUAGACACUAUUCUAACAACGCCAUAUUAUCCUGGAGAGGAUGAAAAGCUGCGGGCAACCAAUGUGACUCGUCGGAGGGGUGGUAACUGCCCGAACACGCUCGAAGUGCUGCAACAACUGACAUUCCAUGAAUCAACGGAGCGAGGGCUUCCAUUGACUCUGAUUACAAUAUUACCAGCCAAGUCCUCAAUGGCCACGCAAAAGAUCAGAUCGUCAUUCGGAUCGCGCGUCAACUUGGAUCACUGCAUUUACCGAGAGGGGCUGGAAGAACCAGCCUCAUGCUACAUUAUCAAGAGUCAAUCUACUGGGAGCCGCACUAUUGUCAACUACAACAAUCUCCUUGAGAUCACACUCGAGGAAUUUACCGGAGCGGCCGAGAAGCUCGGUUCAGAAGCAACUUGGUUUCAUUUUGAGGGUCGAACGCCAGAGAUGACUCUCCAGUUUAUCCUUUAUUUGCGAAAGCAAUUUCCUGCAAUUCAAGUGAGCGUCGAAAUCGAAAAGCCGGGCCGGCCAGGUCUUCAGGAGCUUGCCGAGGAGGCCGACGUGGUGUUCUAUUCGAAGACCUGGGCCCAGGAUCUCGGAUAUCACACAGCAGAAGAGUGUCUACGGGAGCAGUCGAAACGGAUACACAACGCAUCAUUGCUAUGUUGUACUUGGGGCCAGGAUGGAGCCAGUGCUCUACAACCGCGUACUGGGGACUUCGAACAUGUGGCGGCUUAUACAACGGAGAAUUUCAAAGUUGUCGAUCCGAUCGGAGCUGGUGAUACAUUCAUCGCUGGAAUGCUGUAUGCUUUGAAUUGCAAAGAAAAGGACUGGGAUCUAUCCAAAAAGCUUGCAUUUGCAAACCGGAUUGCGGGCUUAAAGGUGUCCCAGGAAGGGUUCGCAAGUCUGGAUCGUGCAUUAGCAUCCUUUGUUUGA
Molecule: messenger RNA, 945 nt
Organism: Penicillium daleae
Lineage: Eukaryota; Fungi; Ascomycota; Eurotiomycetes; Eurotiales; Aspergillaceae
Product: ketohexokinase
Exons: 6
Coding region: 1-945 (314 amino acids)
Biological process (GO): fructose metabolic process
Molecular function (GO): ketohexokinase activity
Source: RefSeq, a predicted model, not a curated record